CGAGAACGGCCAAUCGGACCAUUCCGGUUAGAAGCACGGAGUAGCUUUGGGUAAAUUCGGAACUUAUUAUUAUUAGAAGUCCGUCUCCGAGUACAUGCAGCGGGGUGGAUAUAAGGAAACGGGAGUAAUUUGUAUAGAUUCUGUUAGCUCCAGUUGAGAGUUCGACCGAACAAUCGCUCCGGAUUUAAGUUAGCCAACAAAGGCAAGUCCGUUUCCGCUUAAGGCCAUGUCUUCUUGUCAACACCGCCUCCGAAGGCCGGAAGCCUUUGCUCUAUUUCGUCUCAAGAUAUAAAUUCCACGACUGCGCGCGAAAAUUCGAAAGAAGAGUCAACAUACUUCUAUUCAUUCCUAAAGCCAGUUAAUAUCUUCAUUUAACUACGUGCCAUACGAAUAUUGUUAAAAGACUUGUCAUCAUGGUCCAAGUGGCAGGAAGAAAUGUUGGGCCGAUUGGCUUUGGGUUGAUGGGCAUGACUUGGCGCCCGGAAUCCCAACCAUUCGAGGAGUCCAUCAAAACAAUGCGUGCGGCCCUGGCACGCGGGGCAAAUCUCUGGAACGGAGGCGAGCUCUAUGGCACGCCUGAGCGGAACUCCCUCCACCUCCUCAACGCCUACUUCACGAAAUACCCGGAAGACGCCUCUAAGGUCGUCAUUGGCAUCAAGGGUGGACUUAAGCCUGGCCAGAUGGCCUUGGACGGAUCUCCCGCCAACGUAAGCCGAAGUAUUGAGGAGUGCCUGAAGGUAUUCGACGGCAAAUGCAAGUUGGAUAUCUUUGAGUGCGGGCGUGUUGACCCCAAUGUGCCGGUGGAGGUCUCGGUAGGGGAGAUCAAGAGGUAUAUCGACGCUGGGAAGGUUGGCGGGCUGAGCUUGAGUGAGGUGAGCGCGGAUACGAUACGCCGCGCCGCAAAGAUUUGCAAGAUCGAUUGUGUUGAGGUGGAGUUCAGCUUGUUCUCGCUGGAUAUCCUAUCAAAUGGAAUUGCCGAAACCUGCGCGGGGUUGGGAAUUCCGAUUGUGGCUUACUCACCUCUCAGCAGAGGCUUCUUGACGGGACAGCUAAAAACCUAUGAUGACGUUAAGCCCUUCCUCAGGGAGACCUUCCCUCGCUUCUCCGAGGAGAACUUCCCUGCCAACAUGAAGUUAGUGCGAGAGGUAGAAGAGAUUGCAAAGAGGAAAAACUGCGCGAUCAGCCAGGUCGCCAUCGGUUGGGUAUUAGCUCAGAGCGGACGGAAUGGUCUGCCCACCAUCAUCCCCAUCCCCGGUGCCACCACGGAGGCGAGGGUUGCGGAGAACACGACGGCCGUGACGUUGACGGAGGAAGACUUGGCCGCAAUCGACGAGCUUUUGAAGAACUUCGUUCCUGCAGGCGGCCGAUACGGUGGAUUUGGAGCGGCACUGAUGAAUGGCUAGACUUUGGGAACUCGAUGAGGCGGUAGCGGUUUACUAGAAUGUUCCGGUCAGCUGCGUCUUGGACAAUGUACGUUAUAUAGUUGUGCAAGACAUCUUGGAAGGAAGAUUCAGAUCAAGUGUAGAAAUUUGAGUCCGCAUUCGGUUCAACAAGUGAACCGUUGGUAUUGCAGAAUUCUUUGGUCAUCAUGGUAGGAUGGUGAUGUUAGGAAGUGCGAAUAUGCUUACCUUAAUCCAACGGCAACCAUCCAGAUCUGUCCAACGCAUUCAGUAAGAGCUUCACGAGUAAGCAUUAAAUGAUUCUAAUAUCUCGUACAUUAGAUCCGUUCCCUGCUGGUUAGUUUCGAAGGCUGGCACAUCCAUAGCAUCCAGAGUGUGGAAAAGAGACAACCAGUACAGGGAGAAGAAAAGUGUCUUCUCCCUUUAAACUCAAGGCAGAAUUUGGACUGAUAGUGACAUUCUUUCGGAAUCAAUAUCGGCUCUCAUGUUGAUGUUGU
This is a messenger RNA of Eremomyces bilateralis CBS 781.70, 1897 nucleotides long. Its product is annotated as Aldo/keto reductase. NCBI's taxonomy places the organism in Eukaryota, Fungi, Ascomycota, Dothideomycetes, Eremomycetales, Eremomycetaceae. Gene Ontology annotation, cellular component: cytoplasm. Bases 414 to 1403 code for a protein of 329 amino acids. The record is from RefSeq and is a predicted model, not a curated record. The transcript has 4 exons.